Yamadazyma jaroonii is the source of this 1137-nucleotide messenger RNA. NCBI's taxonomy places the organism in Eukaryota, Fungi, Ascomycota, Pichiomycetes, Serinales, Debaryomycetaceae. The record is from the annotation of a GenBank genome assembly.
AUGUUUGAAAUGAAUUUGGAUGAUGAAAUGUUUCAAGAUGAAAGCUAUUCUGCUAAUACAUCAUUAUCAUUAUACUCAUCAAAUUAUCUUAUUAGACCUGAAUUUAGAGCUCCAAGAUCUCAGACUACAAUGGAGUCAAUAUUAGGUAAUUUAGAAGUUCCUGUUAGACAAUCAAUCUGGUCAAAAGAUUUCAAAACUGAAAAUAAAUCAUUAUGUGAUACCUAUCCUCCUGGCGGUAUCAAUUUAUUUCAACAAUGCCAUUUGGGGUCAAACAAUGUCCAUGGCAGUCAAGUGUCAGCUAAUGAUUCCCUGGUAGAUGAGUCGUUGAACGAUACCAUGUUUACUGAGAUUUCUAACAUUAAUUAUGAUAAUUUCAAUUAUGAUACUAAACAUACCAUUUCUGAAACUUAUGAUUAUCCUGAGAAUGGUUAUUUGAAUAGGAAUUAUCAAGACGAAGGACAUGAACCACUUCAUCAGGGUAAUUAUUCAUAUAAUUUCAAUUUAGACUCUGUUAUCAGAAAAGCACCACCUAUUCUUCAUUUGGACCACCCACCUGUCGUCAAACGUCCGGUAAUCAAAACUCCAAUACAAACCUUCAUGUAUCCAGUACCAUCGGUAGAAGUUCAACAGUUACCCAAAUUAGGUGAAAAGACCCAUCUUUUCAAAAAUUACCUUGGUAACUAUUUCGAUAUUUCAGUAAGAUCACUUUUCUUCGUUAUCAAAUCAUAUGAUUUAGUUGAUAUUAAUGCAUCGUUCAUCAAUAAUGUGUGGUCCUCUACUGAAUUGGGUAAUAAACGAUUAUCUAAAGCUUUCAAGUCAAAAAAUGAAGUUUAUCUUUUGUUUCUGGUUAAUGGUAGUGGUAAAUUUUGUGGAGUUGCUAAAAUGACCAGUGAUAUAGAUUUUGAUAAUCAUUGUGAUAUUUGGUCAGAAGAAUCAAAAUGGAAAGGUGCCUUCAAUGUUGAAUGGUUACUUAUUAAAGAUAUCCCCAAUAAAUAUUUCCAACAAUUCAAAAUUGCAAUUAACGAAAACAAGUCAGUAACCAAUUCAAGAGAUACUCAAGAAAUCCCUUAUGACAUUGGUAUCUCCAUGUUAAAGAUUUUUAGUACUUUUAAACAUGUAUCUUCGUUUUUAGCCUAA